Molecule: messenger RNA, 3108 nt
Organism: Poeciliopsis prolifica (blackstripe livebearer)
Lineage: Eukaryota; Metazoa; Chordata; Actinopteri; Cyprinodontiformes; Poeciliidae
Product: sodium- and chloride-dependent GABA transporter 2-like
Exons: 14
Coding region: 51-1892 (613 amino acids)
Biological process (GO): sodium ion transmembrane transport
Cellular component (GO): membrane
Source: RefSeq, a predicted model, not a curated record
UCGCUCAGCAUUUAGGCCCACGUCUCUUCAGAGGAACUUUUUUACUGACGAUGACAACGAACAGGAUGAAAAGCAGCGCAGCGCUUUGCGCAUCAAACGGACACAUUCAGAAGCCUAAAGCCGUGGAGGAGCGGGGCCACUGGGGCACCAAGGCGGAGUUCAUCCUCACCGUGAUGGGGGCAAUUAUCGGACCUGGGAAUAUUUGGAGGUUUCCAUACCUGUGCUACAAGAACGGAGGGGGUGUGUUUUUCAUCCCAUACACCGUGUUCAUGUUUACGUGUGGAAUACCCUUGUUCUUUCUUGAAACUGCGUUGGGGCAGUUCACCAGCCAGGGGGGGAUCACAUGCUGGAGGACGAUUUGUCCGCUUUUCCAAGGCAUCGGUUAUGCCAGUCAUCUUAUCAUCGCAUUCAGCGCCACUUCAUACAUCAUAAUCCUUGCUUGGGCGUUUUUUUACCUGUUCUCCUCCUUCAGCUCAGACUUGCCAUGGGCUUCAUGUGGAAAUUACUGGAACUCAGACUCAUGUUUUGACAACCAUCUGAAUCUGAGCCUGGAAUCACGACUGAACACUACGCUCCCAGUUGUAGAGUUCUGGCAACAUCGAGUUCUGAAGAUCUCUGGUGGGAUCGAGGAGGUGGGCGGAGUUAGGUGGGAACUGGCGCUGUGUCUCAUCCUGAGCUGGAUCAUCUGCUACUUCUGUGUCUGGAAAGGAAUCAAGUCAACAGGAAAGGCAGCGUACUUCACAGCCACCUUCCCUUAUGUCAUGCUGUUUAUUCUGCUGAUACGAGGCGUGACCCUCCCUGGAGCUCUGGAUGGGAUCAUUUAUUAUCUCUACCCUGAUAUCUCUCGCCUCUCAGAUCCCCAGGUCUGGAUGGACGCUGGUACUCAGAUCUUCUUCUCCUAUGCAAUCGGCCUUGGAUUCCUCACUUCUCUUGGGAGUUAUAACUCCUUCAACAAUAACUGUUACAGGGACUGUUUCUACUUGUGUCUGCUGAACAGCGCCACCAGCGUUGUGGCUGGCUUUGCCAUCUUCUCCGUUUUGGGCUUCAUGACGUAUGAACAAGGCGUGGACAUUUCUGAAGUAGCAACAUCAGGCCCUGGGUUGGCAUUCAUUGUGUUUCCGCGCGCUGUGGCCAUGAUGCCCAUGCCUCAGGUGUGGUCCGUGUGUUUCUUCCUCAUGAUCAUUCUGCUUGGACUAGACAGCCAGUUUGUUGGUAUAGAGUGUGUGAUGACGUCUCUGGUCGAUCAUUUCCCUUCUUACCUGCAUCAAGGCUACAGGCGGGAGCUGCUUCUGCUUCUUUUGUCCUGCAUCUUCUGCAUGUUUGGAAUCUCACUUGUCACUGAGGGUGGGAUUUACCUGCUGCAGCUGUUGGACCAUCAUGUCUGCAGCGGCUCUACUCUGCUGAUCCUCUCGUUCUGCCAGUCUGUCAGCAUUGGUUGGGUCUAUGGUUCAGACCGUUUCAACGAUAACAUCAAAGAGAUGAUUGGCUAUCAUCCAUUUUCAUUCAUGAAGUACUGUUGGCAGUACAUAACUCCUCUGGUUUGCUUUGGAACCUUCAUCUUCUCGAUUAUCAAAUAUACCCCACUGAAGUUCAGUAACUCCUACAUUUAUCCGCUAUGGGCAAAUGUCCUGGGAUGGUUUUUUGCCACAGUUUCUCUUUCGCUCAUCCCGCUGUUUGUGCUUUUCAAAUUAAUCAAAGGCCAAGGCACACUCCGACAGCGUUUCCUAUUGCUCUGCAAGCCCGUCGCUACCUUGGACCAAACACGCAGCACUUCCACACCGAAACGUGACGCCAGCGCUCCGUACACAGAGCUCAAACCUCUGACCCAGACGGCCGGACUCACUCAGUUAGAACCAACAAACUGCUCACCCGAGAGGCUGGCCAUCUACUAGCAGAGAUCCAGGUCUGAGUCACUGAGCAACAAAAUCCUUCAAACCACAAUCUACCUUCAACCACACCUCAAGGAAAUUUUAUAUUGAUAUUUUCUGAGAAAGUGUAUUUUAAGUAUAUAUUUUCAUACCUAUAUUUGUAUAUAUAUUCAUGUUAUCAUCAUUGGAGCUACCGGGUUUGCUGUGGUUGAACAAGAACAAAGAUGUAAACAAAGCAAAUUAUAGGGGACAUUAGGUGUAAAUAUCCAGCAAAAUAUGGAUUAUAGAUUUUGCCGUUUUAAGUAUGAUUAUGCAUGUCAGCUUUGAACACUGAAUAUUUAUGUAAAGCACUGUGCAGAAGAUGUUUUCUUUUUUUCCUAGAAUCGUUCAUGCUGAAGCAUUAUUAUUACAUUCCGCAGCAGCAAGUCUCAAGACUAUCCAACCAAUUGUUAGAAUGCAUCAACGCCCUAACGCGUUCACACUUUGAUCUGUGUCAGUCAGACACCAAAUUAAUAAAAUAUCUCUUUCAUCUGCCUCACACUGGACCCAUCUUGCCUCAGAGCAGAAUACUACAGAAGCUCGGUCACAUCUCCGAUCCAGUGGACCACAUCGAGUCACGAAGGCUCAGUCAGAUACCACAUUACAGGUUUACAUGAGCCCCAACAUGUUCAAGGCCUAUUAGCAAGGGUGUGAAGAAAUUAUAUUGAGGUUGGAAGUAAAACUGACAAAUAUAAAUGAGAUGAAGCUAGCAGGUGUUUGUCAUUUACUCACAUGCCUUUGUUGGAGAUGCCCAGGAGGCCAGCAAAACAUUUCACACGAGUCAUGCACAUUACAACAUCACUUAAACAUUUAAACAUGCUGUAAAGACUAAUCAGACUGAAUCUGUUCAAACUUAAUUGCUUUGUAAAUGGGUGUGUGGUUUAAUAUAACUUUCUAAUAAGGGUUUUUUUGUUCAUAAUCUUGAGAGGUUUUUUUCUGGUAUCUGUGUUGCCCUGAGCAACUUUUGUCACUUUGUAUUGGUUGUUCAUUCUAACUUUGGAUCAAAUGGUUUCAGAUGAACUCUUUGUUUUUGCAAAGCUACAAUAAAACAUGUAUUCAAACCAGUAUGAAUAUUGUAAUAAACAAAAAUGGGAUUCAGUUCAGCUCAUUAUUUAUUAUCACCAGAUGCAUUUCAAGUAGGUGAAAAUUCAAGAUUCAACUCUGACCAGUGAUGGCAAUGGAAAAGGAACAUAAUGAAAUA